Lottia gigantea (owl limpet) is the source of this 502-nucleotide messenger RNA. RefSeq lists its product as hypothetical. The transcript is spliced from 3 exons. The record is from RefSeq and is a predicted model, not a curated record. Lineage: Eukaryota; Metazoa; Mollusca; Gastropoda; Lottiidae. The annotation marks the transcript as partial.
AUUAUUUACUGUACCAGAUACUGAUAUACUAGAGGGAGCCACCAGUCAGUUUGCUGACCAUAUUUUUACCACUGCUGCAGCCGCCAUACUUAAUGAUAUUGAUGGUUACCACCAUCUGGAGAUAAUCCACAACCUGAUAAAAAGGAACUGGACCUGGAUAGAAGAACAGUUAGAUAUCAAACUAUCAAUGAAAGACAAGCCAGCUGCUAAAACUAUCAAAUUUGAUUUAGAUUUGACCCCAAUCAAAGAGAAAAAGUUUGUUCCCCAGACUGAGUUCAGUCAGAUGGGAGAUACAGAUUUUCAACAGGAAUUUAUAAUGAACUUUAAUUUGAACUGGACUGCGAUGUUACAGAGUGAUCUGGGUCUCAGUGAACAUGGUUUCUCUUCCUUACUCUAUAACAGACAUGAGAUGCAAGAUGGAGCCUAUCUAGAGGAGGCUGAAAAACGACCUGUUGAAAUUCUACGAUCAUUGUUUGAAAGAGAUUCAUCAGAGAUGAGUUAA